AUGGGAGGCUGGCCCUGCUGCCCCUGCUGCAGGCCUCGCCCCGUCCCCCUCGCUCACCUGGACGAAGAAGUCGAGCAGCUUGAUGUUGAGGAGCUCGAGUCCCGCAGGUCGCGGCUGCCCUCGGUGCGCAGCGAGUUCAGCAGGUUCCGGCAGCUGAGCGUGCUGGGCCGGGGUGGCUUCGGGAAGGUGAUGCUGGUGGAGGACGAGCUGACUGGCCACUUUUACGCGAUGAAGGUGAUCGUCAAGCAGCACAUCGAGCAGCGCAACCAGCGGCUGCACACCAAGGCCGAGCGCACCAUCCUGCAGGCCAUCUCCCACCCGUUCAUCGUCAGCCUGGUCUUCGCAUUCCAGUCGGCCACCCGGCUGUUCCUGGUCAUGGACUUCAUGCAGGGAGGCGAGUUGUUCUUCCACCUGCGCAAGGAGCACCGCUUUCCCGACGAGAAGACGCAACUGUACGCCGCGCAAAUCCUACUGGCCCUUGAGUACCUGCAUAGCCAGGACAUCGUCUACCGUGACCUCAAGCCCGAGAACAUCCUGGUCGGGGCCGACGGGUACCUGAGGAUCACCGACUUCGGGCUCAGCAAGGUGGUCCAGAGCGACGAGAAGACAUACACGUACUGCGGCACGCCUGAAUACCUGGCUCCUGAGAUUUUCUUGGAACAGGGCCACGGGAAGACAGUGGACUGGUGGAGCCUGGGGGCGCUGAUCUACGAGAUGGCGGCAGGCGCGCCUCCGUUCUACUCGAAGGACCAGGGCAAGAUGUUCCGCAACCGGAUCAACAAGCCAGUCGAAAUGAAGGAGCACUUCAGCGCCAGCCUGCGCAGUCUGCUGAAAGGACUGCUCGAGAACAACGUAGCCCCCUGAUCAGCCGCCAAGCGCCUGGGCAGCGCAGGUGCCUUCGAGAUCAAGGAGCAUCCCUACUUCCACGGCAUCGAGUUCGGCCGCCUUUACCGCAAGGAGUACAAGAUGUCCUUCCGGCCCGUGCUGGAAGGCCCGCGGGACCUGCGCUACUUCGACCGGAUGUUCACAGAGCAGCAGGUGCGACACACGUAG
Messenger RNA from Hippocampus zosterae (dwarf seahorse), 1053 nucleotides. Its product is annotated as protein kinase 2-like. The record is from RefSeq and is a predicted model, not a curated record. Gene Ontology annotation, molecular function: protein serine/threonine kinase activity; ATP binding. Gene Ontology annotation, biological process: protein phosphorylation. NCBI's taxonomy places the organism in Eukaryota, Metazoa, Chordata, Actinopteri, Syngnathiformes, Syngnathidae.